Fimicolochytrium jonesii is the source of this 2093-nucleotide messenger RNA. RefSeq lists its product as uncharacterized. NCBI's taxonomy places the organism in Eukaryota, Fungi, Chytridiomycota, Chytridiomycetes, Spizellomycetales, Powellomycetaceae. The coding region runs from base 120 to 1712 and encodes 530 amino acids. The record is from RefSeq and is a predicted model, not a curated record. The transcript is spliced from 2 exons.
AUCCCACUUCCGUCUUUCUUCUCUUUCGCUCGCUCGCUUAAGACUGUCCGUCGGGUAACUGCUCGCCUGCCUCUGCUCGUCUUCGCACGGAGAGCAACCCAUCGGGCACGGGCGCAAACAUGGCGGACUUCCCCUUCCCAACGGAGUUCUUCCCGCCGCCCGAGACCGCAACUGUCACACUCACCACCACCCGUCUGUCCACCGUCCUCCCGCCCACACCCACACCUUCACCUUCCAACUCAACAGCGCCCGCUCUUACCACCACUACAUUCUCAAGAUCCUCCGUCUCGAUCCACACACCAGCCUCCACGGCAACGACCGCAACGACCGCGCGACCGACUUCGACAGCGUUGAAUUUGCCAUUUGCCCCGCUUGACCCCGCGGCGUCGACCAAGGCUGAGGCGACCCCGACGGGCGUGAUGGCUGACCCCAGGGCUGGAGGCGGGCGUGGGAAGUUGUCGAGGUUGGCUAUUGGGUUGAUUGCAGCUGGCGGCGCCCUCCUCCUCUUUCUCCUCCUCCUCCUCUGCCUUUACCGGCGCCGAUUCCACCCCCGUCAUAAAUAUCCCACAAAACACGACGAAAUCCACCUUCCAACCCUGCCCACGAUCACCAACCGUAACACAACCCGCCACCGACCCUCGACAUCCUCCCUCCACCCCUUCGCCCUCCCCUUGCGGACCCCAUCCCCCAGCAACCAGUCUACCCUCACGCGCCCACAUACCCCAGAUCGUCGCAGCGUGGACAGUGCAAAUCGAGGCCGCCCGCAGUCACGGUCGGGAUCGGGAUGGUCGGUGAGGGAUCUGGUGGAUAAGACCCGUAGCGGGUCGAGGGAUGCGGCGGAGGAGCUGCAGAGGCGGGUGUGGGCUAUCAAUGACUUGUUAGGGUUCAACAAUAUGGAUGCUGGUGGUGCUGGGGGAUAUGGGGGGGAUACGGCGGCUGCGAUGAGCGAAUGGGCGGCGCUUCCACCUGUUGCGAACGCGGUGAAUGUCGGGAGGAGAGUUAGGGAAGGUGCGAGGCCCGCGAGCGAGCCGUAUGCGGCAUUUGAGAACGAUGGACAUCACAGCAACAACUAUCAGCAACAGCAGGAGCACACGGCACGCCACAUCUAUCCCCCAACCCAACGUCCCACCCAUUCUUCAACUUCACCCCCGCGCGCAACAUCCCCCACACAAGCCGCCAUCCACGAAUGGCAAACACCCACCGGCCGCGUGAGCUGGGACGGUGUCGCGAACAACAUCGAGUUCACCAAACCUCGCCCGACGACCAUCGCGGUCCCGCAGGCGACAUACCGUCCAUCGGCGUCUACACGUCGCCCCACAAGCGGCACGGCGACAUCAUCGCCCCCGCGCCAGACCGCAAUGCGCUCGUCGUCGUCUAGUAUCCGGACGGUCGUACCCGCCGAUUUCGCCAAACCAACCACCAAAAGGGACGGGCGCGCAUCUCCUCUCACCUCCCCACCGCCGGAUCUCCCCCCCACACCCCCCCUGCACCCGCUCACCCCUCGCCCCGCUUCUCAUGCGAGCACUGCGCCCUCGACAACCGAAGCACCGGCGUCGUCAGUCGGAUCCACGAUGACGUGGGUCACUGCGCCAAUGACCAACUCGACAAUGGGAUCCACACACUCGUUCUCGGAGGUUACGCCGGAUGAUGCGAGGAUCGUUGCGCAGACGUUUUUGAGGGAGUGGGAAGGCGGGCUUAGGGGGAGGUCGUAAAGGGCUCGAUGAGACGUUUCGUUUUCGACUGGUCCGCCCCUCGCUUCUUUCGCCGCAAAUACGAACGGAUGACAAAGGCGUAGCUGGUUCCAUUCGGAUGCCAAUUUGGAAACGGCGUGUGUGGUAUGCGAUUGUGGGAUAGGUGCGGGAUCUUUUUUCUUUCUUUUCGUGCAGGCACUUUCUACAUAGCAAUGUUGUCCUAAUGGUUUCUGAUCUUUCUUCUGUCGUUUUUUCACUCUGCUCUUUUCCUUCCCCCUCUUUCCCCUAAUGCCCGCUCGCGAACCGAUGUAUGCGUGUCAACAUCUUUUUUUCCUUCGAGUUUUGUGAUCUUUUUCGAUUUCCAUAAUGUAAUGCAUAUGAUAGUGUGAAAAGUAACAUGUC